Messenger RNA from Condylostylus longicornis, 10022 nucleotides. RefSeq lists its product as uncharacterized. Gene Ontology annotation, molecular function: sequence-specific DNA binding; DNA-binding transcription factor activity. The record is from RefSeq and is a predicted model, not a curated record. Gene Ontology annotation, cellular component: nucleus; endoplasmic reticulum membrane. The transcript has 8 exons. NCBI's taxonomy places the organism in Eukaryota, Metazoa, Arthropoda, Insecta, Diptera, Dolichopodidae. Gene Ontology annotation, biological process: protein autoprocessing; positive regulation of DNA-templated transcription. The coding region runs from base 715 to 7059 and encodes 2114 amino acids.
GGAUUGCGAUCUUCAAACUGUAAAAAUUAAUAAUAAAAAAAAAUAAUUUGUUUUUUUUUAAGAAGUUUUUUAGUCAUAUAAUUGUAUACACAGCCAAACACACAAACAAUAUUUGUUCCCAUUGUUUUCAUUUUUUUAUUAUUGGGAAUGAAUUUUGAAUUUGGAUUGUAGAAGAGAAGAUUGUAAUAAAAAAAACAACAAUAUGAUCUUUAAAAAUGAAGAAUAAAAAUAUGAUCUAAGGAAAAAAAUGGAUUAAAAGUAAAAAACAUCUAGUAUUUAGUAGGAGAAAAAAAUAUGUAUGUUAGAAAUUAAGAAAAAAUAUCAAGAAAAAAAAAUUAGAAAUCAAUUACGAAUUUGCAUUUGCAGAGAUGUGGAAUUGCUGUUAUUUUGUUGUUUUUAUUUUAAUGUGUAAUAUUAAUAAAAAUCUGGGCUGAGAACACACAGAAUCUCCAAUAAUUUAUGAAGAUAAAAAAAAAUAAAUUAAAAAAAAAAGGAAGAAAGUCAUAUAUAUUUGCAAUAUUAACUACCAAAACUGGCUAACCAAGCUGUAAAAGAAAAAAAAAUAAGUAAAAUAAAUUAGAAAACAAAAAAAGGAAAAAUAAUAAAAGCACGUUCAAAAGUCUUAUUUCUUAUUAAAAGUAAAUAAAAGUUUAAAUGAAAUUCAAUAUGGAAAUCUUUUAGAAAACAAAAUCAAAACUCAACAUAAAUUUAGUUAUGGAUUUUCUGACAGAUACAAUAUUUUCAGAAUUUGAAAAAUCGGAUUUUAUUAAUGGAAUUGAUAAUGAAGCAUUAGAUUUUUGUCAUUUAGAACAAUUUAUGCAUGAUACAUCAUCAACGACAGUUGAUUUAGAUGCAAAUGUUCAAUCAAACAAUCAACAAAAUCAGCAUCAGCAUCAUAAUCAUCAACAACAACAGCAACAACAACCUCAAUCAAAUCAUUGUAUUCCGAAUAAUCAAAUAUUACAAGAAAAUUUUAUUUACACAAAUUCAAAUUCAACUAGUUUAAAUAGCAAUAACAAUAAUAAUAGUAAUAGUAAUAAUAAUAAUAAUAAAACUAAUAUUCAAAAUAAUAAAAGUAAUAUUAAUUGUAAAUAUAAAAAUAAUAGUAAUAAUACAAAUAGUAUAAUAAAUAAUAAUUACAACAAUAAAAAAAAUUCAAAUUGUGAAAAAAAUAAUAUAGAAACUAAUGAUUGUGUAAAUAAUAAUAAUAAUAAUAUUAAAUUUAAUUGUAAAAAUAAAAGUAAUAGUUCAAAAGACGAUAGUAAAAAUAUUAAUACUGUUAAUAAUAAUAAUAUUAAUACCUUUAAAGAUAAAGGUAAUAAUAUGAAAAUUGUAGACAUUCCAAAUAUUAUUAAUCAUAGUAAUAAUAUUGAUAAUAAUACAUCACGUUUAAUAAGUCUUCCAAAUUCUUUAAAUUAUCAAAAAGAUCAGUGUGACAAUACAGUCAAUAAUAAUAAUAACAAUGAUGUUAACAAUAGUAACAACAUAAAAAGCGAUUUAAAAAUAAAUUGUAAUAAUAGUAAUAAUAAUAAUAAAAAUAUGAAAAAUUGUAAAGUAUCAAAAAUAGCAACAACAUCAACUUUAACAUCAAAUAGUAGUACACCAAUUUCAUCUUCAUCAUCAUCAUCUUCUUCAUCAACUGUACCUAUGCUAACAGUAUCAUCGAUAAUGAGUUCAUCAUCAUCAUCGUCAUCAUCAUCUGCAUCAUUAUUAUCAAAUCAAUCACAUUUACCUGAAAGUCCACCAGAUUCUGGUUCUGAACCGCCCUUUAGUCCGACCGAUAUGAAUAGUUUAAACCCAGGAACAAAUUUAACAUCAAGAAAUAUAAUUGCAACAUCUAUAAAAUUUCCAAUCAAUACCGUCCAUACUGUACAACAACAACAAACGAAUUGCCAUUAUCAUCAACAACAACAGAGAUCGCAACAUCAAUCUGAUAAUGUAAAUUUUAAUAAUAAUAAUAAUAAUAAUAAUAAUAGUAAUAAUAAUAAUAGUAAUAAAAAUAAUAAAAAUAAUAAUAACAAUAAUAAUAAUAAUAAUAAUAAACGAUUAAAUUUAAUGAAUUUUUCGCAACCUCCAACUCCUGGUCAACAAAUUGGUGAUUUAACAAAUGAUAUUACAACGUUAUCACGUAUAACACACAAUAACUUACAUCACAAUAAUAAUAUGUCAUAUAAUAUUGAACAACAACAGCAGCAACCACAAGAACUAAAGCAGACUAAUACGCAAACUUUGUUAAUGAGCUCAACAAAUAAUGAUUCCGGCUAUAAUAAUGAUCAAUUAACUAAUUCAUUUUAUAAUAUAAGAUCUGAUAAUCAUUCACAAGAUUCUUCUAUACUUGAUCAAUCAGUUUUAAUAUCGAAAUCGGAAGAUGUUUUAUUAACAAAUGAAUUUCAAUUAUUACACCAGCAACAACAAAUUCUUGAUUUAGAAAGAACAUAUCGAAAUGAUAUUUUAAAUAAUGGUAGUUCACCGAUCGGAACAGUAAAUAAUAUACUAAAUAGUGGUGGUAUACACCCAGUACAAUCAACGCUUGUUUCACAACAACAUGAACAUAAUAAUAGUUUAAAUAGUUCUAGUAACAAUAAUAGUAAUAAUAACAAUACUAAUGAUGAUAAUAUUGUUAAUGGUGAUAAUAAUUUAAAUAUAUGUCAAUCAAAUAUUAUGAAUUUAGUUGGUAUAUCAACUACAACAGUAACAGUAGCACCAUCAGCAUCUGGUGAUGAUAUAAAUCGCUUAUUACCUGAUGUAUACUCAACACAAUUAUUAUCAACUUCAGAUACAACAAAUGAUACGGAUAUAAUUGGUGUAGGAACUUUAUCACAAAAUGGUCAUAUUGGGCAAAUUUCUGUAACAAAUCAAUUAUCGUCGCCUUUAAUUAAUCCUCAACAACAAUCCCAGCAAUCUAUGCAUCAAUUACCUUCACCUUUGAUGUCAUAUAACAACGGAGGUCGUAAAAGAAAAUUAUCGCAACUUAGUUCAAAUGGGUAUUCGUUACAAUCACCUCCACCAUCUCACCCGCAACGACAACAUCCACAACAAAAUAAUACGUCUUCACAAAAACAGCAAAAUCAUCACAACCAUCAUAAUCUUAAUCAACCCCUUAACCACCAUAACCAACCAUCACAGGAGGAAAAUGUACAACAACAUAUUGAGCAAUCACCGCAACAACAAUCUCAACAACAUCUUAAUCACGUUUCAAUAAUAAAACCUGAACCAAAUGUAAUAAAUGAUACGUUGAGUCCAAUAAUACAAUCGACAAAUUCGGAUUAUCAACAGCAAAGUCCGAGUAAUGAUUAUAAUUUAAAUUUGUCACAACAAUCGUCGUCCUCAGUUUGUCCAAAUUUAUUAAAUUUAAAUUCAAUUAAUGGAAAAUUAUCAAUUCAAUCAUUAGAUAAUGGAAUCGAUUCUCAAAUUAUACAACCUCAACAAAAUAUACAACACCAACAACAAGACUCUAAUCAAACACAACAACAAAAUAAUUCUGAUCUAUCAGAUGCCUGCCCACUACAAUGUAUAAGGUUUUCACCAUUUCAGCAACAUAAUUGGCAUAUAUUGGUUGAUCAAAAUUUACAAGAAUUGCCAGUACCACAUUUUAGAGUUGAUGCUGAUAAAGGUUUUAACUUCAGCAAUUCUGAUGAUGCAUUUGUAUGCCAAAAAAAAAAUCAUUUUCAAAUAACAUGUCAUGCACAAUUACAAGGCAAUCCUGUCUUUAUAAAAACAACAAGUGGUCUUGAAAAAAUUAAAUCAUUUCACAUACAUUUUUAUGGGGUUAAAGUUGAAGCAACAAAUCAAAUAAUACGAGUUGAACAAAGUCAGUCAGACCGAUCAAAAAAACCAUUUCAUCCAGUCCCAGUUGAUUUACAAAAUCGUAUUGUCAGUAAAAUAACUGUUGGACGUUUACAUUUCUCUGAAACUACAAGUAAUAAUAUGCGGAAGAAAGGUCGUCCAAAUCCAGAGCAAAGAUAUUUUCAAUUAGUUGUUGGAUUACAUGCUCAUACACAUACUGGUCAGUAUGCUGUUGUAGUUCAAGGAAGUGAACGUAUCAUUGUGAGAGCAUCAAAUCCCGGUCAAUUUGAAAGUGAUGUAGAAUUAUGUUGGCAACGUGGUUUGACACAAGAUUCAAUAUGUCACGCUGGCCGAGUUGGAAUUAAUACAGAUAGGCCAGAUGAAAGUUUAGUUAUACAUGGUAAUUUAAAGGUAUCGGGUCAUAUUGUACAACCAAGUGAUAGUAGAGCAAAACGUGAAAUAAGCGAAUUAGACACAGCUGAACAAUUAAAAAAUUUGCAAAAAAUUCGUGUCGUUAAAUAUCGUUAUGAACCAGAAUUUGCAAAACAUUCUGGUUUAAAAAAGUCACCAGGCUAUAAUUGUUACAAUAACCAUAUUCAGAGCAGUUGCUUUAAUGAUCAUAAUAGUUUUGAAAGUAAUUCUAAUGAUAAUAUGAAAAAUAGUUAUGAUGAUAAUAAUAAAUAUUCCAAAAAUAAUAAUUCCACUGAUUUUAAUGCUGCAUUAAACAAUGAAAGUUUUAUGUCUAAUAAUACUUAUGUUGAGGAUGAUGACGAUGAUAAUUCAGAAAUAAUUGAUACUGGUGUUAUAGCACAAGAAGUACGGGAAGUUUUACCGGAUGCUGUUAAGGAAGCUGGGAGUAUUGUAUUACCUAGCGGUCAAGUUAUAGAAAAUUUUUUACUGGUUAAUAAGGAUCGAAUUUUGAUGGAGAAUAUUGGAGCAGUUAAGGAAUUGUGUAAAGUAACUGGAUCAUUGGAAACUCGAAUAGAACAGUUAGAAAAAAUUAAUUCUAAAAUUUUACAUAUACAACAAAUGGAUCGAAAUCAUAAUUGUUCAAAAAACUCUUAUAAAUAUUUACUAAAUGAUUACUAUAAUAAGAAAACUCACGAUGAGUUAUGUUCAAAUGCAACAAUACAAAUGAUAAUUAUUGUUUUAGUCAUUAUAAUGGCAGUAUGCCUCACAGCAAUUUCAACUCUUUAUUUUGUUGAAAGAGCAAAAAGAAGCUAUUCAGAUCAUACACUACACAAUCAUGAAUUAAUAUCAAAUAAAAACCGUAUUGAAGAUAGAAAUUUCAAAUAUUUUGAUAGUAGCGGUAUAAUUAAUGCUGAUCAGAAUAAUAAUAACAUAAAUAUUACAAAUAUUAAUAACGAUUACAAUAAUAAAAAUGAUCGAGAUUUUAUUCAUCAACAACAAUAUCAUCAGCAAUUAUUACAACAAAAGUUUCAGCAACAACAGCAACCAUAUGAACUAUCAACAAUACGUUUUAAAAAUUUUACAACAAAAUUUCCAAAUAUACAGCAAGAAUAUUAUUCAAUAUCACUAAUUAAUAAUAGUAUGUCAACAACAAUUUCACCGAUUAUAACAAUAACAAAACAAGAUCAUGCGGAACAAAAAUAUUUUAAUUUAAAUAGUAAAAGUAUUAGAAAAAUUUUAAAUAACCACGACAGUCAUAAAAUAAAAUUUGAUACUAAUACUAAUAAUAAUAUAAGCAAAAAUAUUGUUAAUAAUGAGAAUAAUAAUAAUGGUGUUGAGCAUGGAGAUAACCAUACUGAUAAUAACAAUUCAUAUAAUGAUGAUAAUAGUAAAAAUAGUAACAUUAAUUAUAAUUUAAAUGAAAAUAAAGAAAUUAAUAACAAAAAUGAAAAUAAUCAAAAUGAUAAUAAUAGUUAUGAAAAUAUUAAUAGCAGAAGUAAUAAAAUAAAAAAUGAUAAUGGUAAUUAUAAUGAAAACGAUAAAAAAACUGGCAAGGCAAUUAAAAAUGAUAAUGAUAAUAAUUAUAAUAAUAGUAAUAAUAAGAAAGAUAACCAUGAUAGUAACAAUGAUGAAAUAGAAAAUAAUAAUAAUAAUAAUAAAAAUGAUCACCUUGUUGAUGAUAUCAAUGACAAUAUUUCCAAUAUGAAUAGUGGCAAUAGUGGAGGAGAUGGUGAUACUGAUGUUAAAAGUCGUAAUAAUAGUAAUAAAAAUAAUAAUGGUAACAAUAAUACCAACAAUAAUAAUCGUGUUGAUACAAAUAAUAGUAUGUCAUCUAUUGAAGUUACUGUCCCACAAGAUGUUGAAAAUAAUUCAAUUGACAGUGAUCUAAUACAAAAACAAUUACAAAAGCCAUCUUCAAAUGGGAAAUCUAUAAAAACAUAUAACAAGGAAACUAUUAAAUGCGAAAGUAAAAUAGGAACAACAACAGCGAGCAAUAAAACAGAACAGCAAAUUCAUCAUUCGAAUUACAAAAAUGAUAAUAAACAAAUUAACAUUUACAUUAAUAACAAUAAUCAAAAUGAGAAUGAUAAUCAUGGUGAUGGGAACGAUAAUAAUAAUAAUAAUGAUAACAAUAAUAACAAUAGUAGUAGUAGUAGUAGUAGUAUUAGUUACAAUAAUAAUAAUAAUGAUAAUAAUAACAAUGAUAGCAAUAACUAUAAUUAUAACAAUAACACUGUUAGUUAUAAUGGUAACAGUAAUAGAGAUGAUAAUAUUAAUGUUAAAAAUGAUAACGAAGAGGAAGAAAGUUGUAAUGAUCAUGUUAUAGUAUGUAAAAAUAAUAAUAAUAACAAAAAUAAUAGUAAUAAUAAUAAUAAUAAAAGUAGUGAUGAUGAUGAUGAUGUUGAUAAUAAUGAUGAUAAUAAUAAUAAUAAUAAUAAAAAUAAUAAUAAUAAUAAUAUCAAUAACAGCAAUAUUGAUAAUAAUAAUAAUAGCAACAAUAAAUAUAGCAAUAUUAAUGUCAGUUACAAUAUGAAUAAUAAAGACAAUAAUAAAAAUGAGGAUAAAAAUGUUGAAAAUAAUAACAUGAACAAUAAUAAUACAAAUACAAGUAAUAAUAAUAAUAAUAAGAAUAAUAAUAAUAAUGACAAUAAUGAUGAUAGCAAUAACAAUAAGAGGAAUGGUAAUAUUGAUAAUGAAGAAGGGGAUAAUAAUGAUGAUGAUAUUAAAAAUAAAAAAAUUAACGAUGAAAUUGUUAUUAUAGACAAAGGAAAAAAUAGGAACAUUGAUAAUGAAAAUGAUAAUAAUAAUAAUUUUAAUGAUAAUAUAACUAUUGAUAAUAAUAAUGAUAGCAAUGAACAAUAAAAAUAAAUAUUUUAUUUUGGGUAUUUUAUAAUAUAAUAAAUAUAUGUAAUUUAUAUACAUAAUAAAUAUAUGUAUAUAAAUAUAUAUUGAUAUUUUUGUGAAAAAAAAAGAAAAUUUUUAAUAAUUAUGUGAUAAAAUAACGGAAAAGUAAAAUAUAAUUAUGCACAGUUUUUGACACAAAAUUUAAGGAAAAAUGUCAUCGCAAUUUAUUUUACAUACAUUGUUUCACUUUUUUUGUUCAUAUAAUAGCUUCCACGUUUCUUAAAUUUGAAAUGGAUUUGAUAACGAUAAUAUGGUGUGUAAUAUAUAAGAGUUAGAAUAUUUUUGGUGUUGAUGCUUUCAUCAUAUGCUAAUAUGGUUAUUGUUUAAAAUAUAUUGUUUUUUGCUACGUUAUUCCAUACGAAAUCUGCUAAUAUUCACUCUUCAAAUUUAUACCGUAUGUGCCUAUAAAAAAGUUUAAUUUGAUUAUGAAAAUGAAUUAUGAAUUAAUUGACUGCUAUGUCAGCAUUUUGUUUUACCGGCUACUUACUAUAGUAGGAAGCUAGCAUGCUAAGAGGAACAGUUUUUAUUUUAAAAUAGUUAUCAUGUUUAGAUGAACAGUUUAGUGAUUAUGUAUACACGAAUCCAGUUAGAAUAGAAUUUUCAAAGCAUUUUAGAGUUGAAAUAUUUAAUAGCUUAUAAUAUACAUACAUAAAUUAAAUUUAAUAGUAAAAUAAAUCAUGUUUAUUAUAUACAUAUAAUAUUUUAGAGCAAAUUUAAUAUAAUAAAAUAAUUAAAAGAUCAUUAUUAUUAUUAUUAUUAAUGUUAUCAUUAUCAUAUUUAUCGAUUAAACACCAAAUCACGAACUAUAAUUAUUAAGUAUUACUCUCACAUCUUUAUGAACUAAAAUUAUAAUCUUAAAUGUAAUUGCCAGUAUUGGUAUAACAAGCCAGAAUUUGGUAUAACAUUAACAAAAAAAAAAAAUAUUUCACUAUAUGAAUACUUGUUCUCCUAUUAAUAUUUUCCAUUUUUUUAUGUCAACCUAAUUAUAUUUCAUUCAUAUAAUGAAAUUUGAUAUGAAUAAAAAUUUAUGAACUUGUAUUUAUAUAUAUUUAUGAUCAAAACGUAAAUGUAUACAAAAAAUGUAAAGUAGAAAAAACAAGAAAUAAGUGUAUCCAAUAAUGCAAUUUCCAUUUCUCGAACUAGCAAAAAUGUCAGUUUGCAGUAAGUAUUCCUAAGUUCUUGAAACGCAACAUAUUCUCUUUUGUCAAUACUUAACAUGCUGCACCUUAUCAAAAAAACCAACCAAAAAUGUAGUAGUAUACUAAGUUAAAACAGAAUUUUCAAAAGCGUACCCAAAAUAAAUUUUAAACAAAAAAAAAAAGGAAGAGUAGCAGUAGUAGUAACCAACAGUGUACCAUUCCUUUUCAAUACCCCAUAUAGCACCAUAAACCCAUCACCUGCUCUCGUAACAUAUUACAACUCCUAGAAUUACAAAGGGAUUUUGCGUAAACUAUUUUUUCCAUUCUUAAUAUAAGACAAGAGAGCACUCACAGAAUAUAUUGCAUAAUGACUUCCAUUAAACACAUUCUGGAAAUUAAUGUUGGCACACUUCUGACCUAUGCGCAAUACUUCCAAAGCCUCUUGGCUUAUUUUAUCAAAUACUCAAAUCUACAUAUACACAAAUCUAUUGUAAAUAUUAAUUGUGCGAUAACUUUUCUGUUUUAAAAAGAAUAUGAGCAACAGUUAUAAUAUAAGUAUUUUUUCAAUAUUAAGAUAAAAUCCUUAUAUUCAUAUUAUGUAAAAAAAUCAUAAAUUGUUUAAAAAUUUAACAAUAAAUAAAGAGAAAUAAUUAAAUAAUAAUUGAAAUAUUCUUUUAUAUAUAUAUUAGCAAAAGUAAAAAAUUAAUAAAUAAAAGUAAAAUGUGCACAUACAAAAAGACAAAUAACUUUUUCUUCUCUCAUCAAUUUUAAGUAUUAAAAAAUAUCUUUAUGUAUUAUUCGAACAAAACAAAAUAAAAUUUAGUAAUUUUAUUUUAUUAUGUAUAAAAAAAAAAUAAUAAAUUGAAACUUAUAUUUAAUCUAUACAUUAAAUUUUUAUAUAUAAUAUUAUGUAGGUGUAAUCGAUAAUAUAAAAUGCAGGUUGAAGAUUUUGUCAACAACUGAGUUGUAUUGCUAAAGCAUAACUAUCUUAAUUAUCAACCACAGUUGUAUAAGUUAUUUACGAAUUUUGAUAUGCAAAAAGUUUUCUUUGGCAUAAAUUGUUGAUUGACCGUCAGAUGCAAUAUUGUUGUCGACCGGCAUUAUUGACAUUAUCGAUUUUACUCCUUGUAAUUGAUAAAACACACAUAAUAUUGUAAAUUUAAAAUUAAAAAGAAAGUGGUUACUUUUUAAUAUAUAUAAUUUAACAUGUAUUUAAAUAUUAUAAAUCUUUGUUUUUUAAGGGACAUAUAAACUAUUUUGCAAAUAUUUUAUUUUUUGCACAAAUAUUCAAUUAUAUUAAAAUAAAAAUAUAAAUAAUUUUAUUUUACUUUUUUUCAAUUAGUGAAGAUUUUAAAUAAAAUUUUGAAAUUGUGUGAUCACAAUUCUAUUCACAGUGUGCAAAUAAUUUAUUUAAAUAAUGGAAAAUAUCAGUUGGCUAUUUCAAUAUUUGAUUUGGAAAUAUUGAAAGUUUUUCUAAUUAAUUACUAUAGUGCUGUAAUUUAAUUCCGUAUUUAAACUAUUGUAUUAUUGUUUAAGUAAGCAAAAAUUAUAGUGUGUCAUAAUACGAGUAUAUAUAAAAAAAUUGACUUCAAAAAUAAAAUAAAGCCGGCAUUUUUUGUCUUUACAAAAUAUUGCAAUAUCUACAAAUUAAAAACUACAGUCUUUAUUUUACAAUCGAAUAUAUACAUUCCCUGACUUGAAAAUUGCAUCAAAACUGUAUUCAUACACAAUUCUACUUUAUGAUGUGUAAUUACAAAAUUGUGUAUUAAUACUGUGUUACUC